UCAAAAGGGGUGACAUGCAAACAAAUCUCACUCAUCGAGGGAAAACCCAAAACCCUAAUUUACUUUUUCGUCCACAGACAGAACGUGCAGAAAUGGUGGUGAGGCUGAGAUUGGCGAGGUUGGGAUGCCGGAACAGGCCAUUUUACAGAGUAAUGGCUGCCGAUAGCAGAUCUCCGAGGGACGGAAAGCAUAUAGAGGUCUUGGGUUACUUUAAUCCUUUGCCAGGCCAAGAUGGUGGUAAACGAAUGGGGCUUAAUUUUGAGCGAGUGAAAUACUGGCUAUCGGUUGGUGCACAACCCUCGGAUCCGGUCCAACGUUUGCUAUUUAGGGCGGGGAUACUGCCGCCACCACCCAUGGUGGCAAUGGGGCGGAAAGGUGGGCCCCGUGACACACGUCCGGUGGACCCGCUGAGUGGACGUGUCAUGAUGCCUGACCUACCAACCAAACCUAGUAUUGAAUCCGGUGAUCAAGAAAAUAAAUCUUAAACUUCGUGAAGAGAAGAAAGAUAUGGUGGUAGUUUUAGGUUGUUGGGUUGGUGUUUCUGGUUAUAAACAUUUUGUAGUGAUAUGAAAAUCAUACGAGGGAUAAAUUGAAUCUUUGGUUUUAAAGAUUGUGUAGCAAACGAUCUAUUAUGUUGAUUUGAAUUACUAUGUUAAGGUGGCAUUCUUGUUACAAGGAG
Messenger RNA from Lactuca virosa, 679 nucleotides. The record is from the annotation of a GenBank genome assembly. Lineage: Eukaryota; Viridiplantae; Streptophyta; Magnoliopsida; Asterales; Asteraceae.